AUGGAAGAAGAAUUGCUUCGCGCCAAGGAGGCCGAAUUUCUGGCCGCUAUCGCCCCUCCACCGUCAAUUGAAGAGCCGACUCCCUUAGCCAAAAUACCCAGCUCUUCUGGGCUUCAUGAGACUCCAGGAGGUUCUUCUAGGGAUCCUGCUGCGCAGAUCCUCCCUGAUCCUGCUCCCGCUAUUACGUCUCCCGCAGCUGUUACUGUCUCCCCAUCUGCCUCUAUUUCUCUUGUUGAGCUUACAUCCCCUGGUAGCUCUGAUAAACCCCUAACUGAGAUUUCUACGGGCAAGCAUCCGGGACGCAAGCUGACCAGGGCUCCUCCUCCAAAAAGGAGUCUCAUUCUUACUACUGAUGAGCUUGCUUCAGAAGAUUUUGUUUCCUGGGAUGAGGUGCGUCCCCUCUAUGAGGGGCUUUCCAUUCCUGAAGCGAUUGACCGCUUUUCUAAUAAAGAGAAUAAGUGGUGGCUAGAGAACAUGGGUUUCUCCCGACUAUUGCACAAUCUGUACACUGAGAACGAAAAGUUGAAGUCGGAGAACAAAGGGUUGCGACAACAAGUUACCGAACUGUCUUUUGCCGAGUUUUCUACUGCCGCCAAGAAGCAAUUUGAAACUCAAAUUGAGAGUCUUGAAGCCCAAUUCAAAUUGGAACAAGAGCAACGGAAAGCUCAAGAGAUUGAAUUGUCAUCGCUUCAAAAGGAAUUGGAGCAGCUUAGAUCAGAGAAGAAUGCUCUGACAGCUCAGAACGCCAAGCUACAAGCUGAUUUUCAAAGUUAUAAGGAGCAGGAAAAAAGUCGGUGGGAAGAAUGGCGGCAAGCUUACUUAAAGUCACCAGCAUUUACCCGGGAAUUUGUUCGCAGGAUACUAAAAGAGGGUGGAUAUCUACCCAGAGAACCUCCCCUCUCUUUGAUAAAUCGCCGCAGGCUUAAUGAAGAACUACCCUCAGAUUGGAAAGGUCCUUUCCCGAAUGUUUAA
Messenger RNA from Zingiber officinale, 972 nucleotides. RefSeq names its product max-binding protein MNT-like. Lineage: Eukaryota; Viridiplantae; Streptophyta; Magnoliopsida; Zingiberales; Zingiberaceae. The record is from RefSeq and is a predicted model, not a curated record. The transcript is spliced from 5 exons. The coding region runs from base 1 to 972 and encodes 323 amino acids.